Messenger RNA from Onychostruthus taczanowskii (white-rumped snowfinch), 2193 nucleotides. RefSeq names its product carboxypeptidase N subunit 1 (gene CPN1). Gene Ontology annotation, biological process: proteolysis. The transcript has 9 exons. The record is from RefSeq and is a predicted model, not a curated record. Gene Ontology annotation, molecular function: zinc ion binding; metallocarboxypeptidase activity. Lineage: Eukaryota; Metazoa; Chordata; Aves; Passeriformes; Passeridae. The coding region runs from base 700 to 2061 and encodes 453 amino acids.
GCUGUGGCGAGGGCGAUUCAGUCCCUGCCUCUGUUUAUCCGGGAGCAAUGGGAUCGCGGGGUGAGCAGGGCCGGGCAGAGGGGCCGACUGACCCGCGCACUCCGCGGCGGUGCCGCCUCUGCUUCCCCAGGAGAUGGGGCAGGAGAGGAGGCGCGGAGCCGGCACGGGACUCCGGGGAGGAGCGGUGGGAGCUGCCCGCGCCGGGCUGGGCUGCGGGGAUCCUGCGGGCAGCGAGCCGCCCCGGCGCUAUCCCCAUCCCCCUCGGCUCUUGCCCCACCAGAGGGUGACGGGCAGCCCCCCGCCCGCCGGCCCCCUCUCCUCUCCUUUCCCCCGCCCGCCGCUCCCCGAGCGCUUGGCAGCCCCGACGCCCUCCGCAGCCAGUUUUCCAGCCCUGCGCUUCUUCUGCGGUGACAGCCAGUGGCUGCGGGGCCCUGUUUGCUGUCCAGUUAAUAAGUGAGCUGGAGCGGGGGGGAACUUCUCCGCCGGAGGAGAGCGGGCUCGCCGGCGGCCGGGCGGGCGGGGGGAGCAUUCCUGCGCCGCGGGGCCCCGGCGCGCCCCGCUCCCGCCGCCCCCCGCCCGCAGGUGCAGGGGGCUGGCACUCGGCAGCUGGAAAGAGCUGGUUGGAGUUUGCACUUUAAGCUCCCGGCGGGGAGGGAGCCGAGGCUGGGAGCUGGUCCGGGCGCCCAGCGCCGCGGGAGGAUGGCGCGGUGGCUGCGGCCCCUCGUGGGAGCCCUGCUCCUGCUCGAGGGGGCGGCCGCCCUCAGCUUCCUCCACCAUCGCUACGAGGAGCUGGUGCAGGCCCUGUUCCGCGUGCAGAGCCAGUGCCCCUACGUCACCCGCAUCUACAGCAUCGGCCGCAGCGUCGAGGGCCGGCACCUCUACGUGCUGGAGUUCAGCGACUACCCGGGCAUCCACGAGCCCCUGGAGCCAGAGUUCAAGUAUGUUGGGAACAUGCACGGGAACGAGGUGCUGGGCCGUGAGCUGCUGCUGCAGCUCUCCGAGUUCCUGUGCGAGGAGUACCGCCGGGGCAACGAGCGGAUCACGCGCCUCAUCCAUGACACACGCAUCCACAUCAUGCCCUCCAUGAACCCCGACGGGUACGAAGUGGCUGCCAAGCAGGGCCCAGACAGCAAUGGGUACUUGACAGGGAGGAACAAUGCCAAUGGAGUGGACUUGAACCGUAACUUCCCUGACCUCAACACACUCAUGUACUACAGCAGGGAAAUCAGCGGGCCAAAUCACCACAUCCCACUGCCUGACAACUGGAAAAGCCAGGUGGAGCCAGAGACAUUGGCUGUGAUCCAGUGGAUUAGCAGCUACAACUUUGUGCUCUCGGCCAAUCUGCACGGCGGGGCAGUGGUGGCAAAUUACCCCUAUGACAAGUCCCAGGAUCAGCGGUUCAGGAGCCACCGGCGCACGGUCAACACGCCUACCCCUGACGAUAAGUUGUUUCAGAAGCUGGCCAAGACCUACUCAUAUGCCCACAGCUGGAUGCACCGGGGCUGGAACUGUGGAGACUACUUUGCUGAUGGCAUCACAAAUGGGGCAUCCUGGUACUCACUCAGCAAAGGCAUGCAGGACUUCAAUUACCUUUACACCAACUGCUUUGAAAUUACCCUGGAGCUAAGCUGCAAUAAGUUUCCCCCCGAGGAGGACCUGGAGAGGCAGUGGAUGGCCAACCGGGAGGCCCUUGUUGCUUUCAUUGAAGAGGUUCACCAGGGCAUCAAAGGGAUGGUGUCAGAUGAGAACAACAAUGGCAUUGCAGGAGCAGUGAUUUCUGUCCAGGGAAUCAGCCAUGACAUCACCUCUGGUGAUAUGGGGGAUUAUUUCCGGCUGCUGCUGCCUGGCACUUACACUGUCACAGCCUCUGCAGAGGGGUACCAGCCCCUGACAGUCACAACAACAGUGGGCCCAGCUGCACCUUCAUUGGUGGAUUUCCAGCUCAAACAGGAAGUGGUGAGGAAGCCUGCAGAGCGUAAAGCCUCAGGCACAAGGAUGAACAACAAAGCCCUUCAGAAGAAGGUGGUGCCAAGAGCCACCCGCAGAGGCACCCAAAGAUGAGGACAGCUCAUUUGGCUGAGAGCUGGGGAAGCCGUUUACAUGAGGCCUGGCUGAUGAGUCCAGCCAGUGAACUUUCCAACAGUCCAGCAUGAAACUAACCCAAAUCAUUAAAAAAGGAAGUAUUUAAUCCCU